This is a messenger RNA of Brenthis ino (lesser marbled fritillary), 1902 nucleotides long. The record is from the annotation of a GenBank genome assembly. Lineage: Eukaryota; Metazoa; Arthropoda; Insecta; Lepidoptera; Nymphalidae.
AUGAGCUUCAACAAGAAUAACCCCAAUGCAGUGGGGAAGAUUAUGGGAUACCUGAAACAGCUUUCCACAGAAAUGGGUGGACCUGAACCAGGUCGGCGUGGCCCAGACGAGGAACGCUUAUACCGUUCCCGUGGUCCAAAGUACGCAAGAGUACCAUCGCGGGCGACCCUUUCGGCUUCCACAACCUGUACAUCUCUCGCAGAAUCUUGUGGAUCUCAAGGGACUCUCGUUCCAAAUUACGCGGCAAUACCCGAGAUCGUAUCUACAGAGAGCAGUAGCGAGGACGAGCAGGAUUCAUUUGAAAAAACUCGGCGUCAUUUUCAACAGUUACGUCAAAUCAGCUUAGGGAACGAAUUCAAGUACAAAAUGGAAAUGGAGAUCAAAAGUGCUAAAGAAGAAAAUUUGCGCAAUUCCGUCCCAUUUGUGAAACAAUUAAGUACAGAUAGUAAAGUUAAAACAGACUAUGCUAUUAAUGGAGACACUCAACCAUAUGCACCCACAACGCAAAAGCUCUUUCUAUGGACACAGAUCUUUGCAGCGUUUGCAGUAUCAAUGGGGUCUCUCAUGGUUGGUUUUUCAACAGGCUACACUUCUCCAGCACUACCCAGCAUGAAUGAAACUUUAACCAUUACAGAAGAAGAGAACAGCUGGAUCGGUGGUCUCAUGCCAUUGGCUGCACUGGUGGGCGGCAUUGCUGGCGGACCUCUAAUAGAGUACUUGGGAAGAAAAGUGACCAUCAUGUGUACAGCGAUACCAUUUUUCAUCGGAUGGAUGCUUAUUGCAAAUGCCGUUAACGUUGCUAUGGUAUUUGUCGGUAGAGCACUAGGUGGCAUAUGCGUCGGUGUCGUAAGUCUUGCUUUUCCCGUCUACGUUGGAGAAACUAUACAACCAGAAGUGCGCGGAGCAUUAGGACUAUUACCUACAGCAUUUGGUAAUACAGGAAUUCUUCUUGCAUACUUCGCAGGAACUUAUCUUAAUUGGUCAAAUCUCGCUUUUCUCGGUGCUGCGCUCCCCAUACCUUUCUUUUUGUUGAUGAUUUUAACUCCUGAAACACCAAGAUGGUACAUCACUAAAGGACGCGUUGAAGAUGCGAAAAAAGCUCUGCAAUGGCUAAGGGGAAGAAAUAUAAAUAUCGAAAAAGAAAUGGGAGAACUCACCCGUUCUCAAGCCGAAGCAGAUCUUUCUGCUGGAACAAACGCCCUCAGACAACUUCUAUCUAGAAAAUACCUCCCAGCUGUUCUGAUAUCCUUAGGUUUGAUGUUAUUCCAACAACUUAGUGGUAUCAAUGCCGUAAUAUUCUACGCAGCGAAAAUAUUUAAAAUGGCUGGGAGCACUGUUGAUGAAAACUUGUGCAGCGUCAUCAUCGGCAUAGUAAACUUUAUAUCAACUUUCAUCGCUACAUCUAUAAUUGACCGUUUAGGUAGAAAAAUGCUACUUUAUAUUUCAUCAAUUUCAAUGAUUAUAACAUUAGUAGCUCUCGGUUCAUACUUUUAUAUAAGAGAAGUUGUAAAAUCUGAUGUCAGCAGUUACGGAUGGUUACCACUCGCUUGUCUUGUCAUUUAUGUACUGGGAUUCUCUAUUGGCUUUGGACCGAUUCCCUGGUUGAUGCUGGGAGAAAUUUUGCCAUCAAGAAUUCGAGGUACUGCCGCUUCACUUGCAACCGGCUUCAAUUGGACGUGUACAUUUAUCGUCACAAAAUCAUUUGACAACGUCAUAGCUAUGAUCAAUAUGUACGGUACUGUAUGGUUAUUUGCAGUAUUAUGUGUUAUUGGUUUAUUAUUUGUCAUAUUUUUUGUACCUGAAACUCGAGGUAAAAGUUUGGAAGAAAUAGAAAAGAAAUUGACUGGUGGAUCACGAAGAGUUCACACGAUAAGUAGAAAUAAGUCUAUCCAAAAUGGCUGU